Messenger RNA from Mesitornis unicolor (brown roatelo), 423 nucleotides. RefSeq names its product sodium channel, voltage-gated, type IV, beta subunit (gene SCN4B). Gene Ontology annotation, molecular function: transmembrane transporter binding; sodium channel regulator activity. Gene Ontology annotation, biological process: regulation of sodium ion transmembrane transporter activity; cardiac muscle cell action potential involved in contraction; regulation of ventricular cardiac muscle cell membrane repolarization. The annotation marks the transcript as partial. The record is from RefSeq and is a predicted model, not a curated record. The transcript has 2 exons. Gene Ontology annotation, cellular component: voltage-gated sodium channel complex; membrane. Lineage: Eukaryota; Metazoa; Chordata; Aves; Mesitornithiformes; Mesitornithidae.
AUGUCCUCACUCUCUCCUCCCCUCUCCCUGCCAGGUCUGCACGUCCUCACCAUCGCCUUUGCCUUGGAGGUGUCGGUGGGGAAGACCAACACUGUGAUGGCUCUGAAUAACUCCGACGUGCUGCUGCCCUGCACCUUCACCACCUGCAUUGGCUUUCAGGACCUGGCCUUCACCUGGUACUUCAACUCGACGGAGAUGAUUUACCACGGCAAGAUAAAGAGCAAAGCCUCGGAGCCCUACCUGGUGGGACGCAACCCACGGGUGGAGUUCGUCGGCUCCACCACCGGCAAGGACAACAACAUCUCCAUCGUCCUGAAGAACGUGGAGUUCAGCGACGCCGGGAAAUACACCUGCCACGUGCGGAACCCCAAGGAGAAGGACGCGCAGCACAACGCCACCAUCGUCCUCACCGUGGUCCAGAAG